GUGAUAAAGUAUUUAAGUGAUUGACCAGAGAUUGUGAGGUCGGAUAUGUUGCGGUCAUCAAAACAGCGCUAUUAUUACGAUGAAACUGCCAUUGAAAUGGGCUAUAUAUCCAAACAUAGUGACACCGGGAUCGACAAAAUUGAAGAGUCAACAAUAUAUUCAUGUGAUAUAAAUGAAGAGACACAAGAAGUUGAUUCAAACGAGAGAAGUGGUGGCAAAGUCUACAAAUAUAAGCGUUCGUCGAGUUGUUGUGUAGACGACAGUCCAAUAGAGAGACGACUAAAACUACUAUCAAAAAGUGAUGGCAAUAAUGGCAAUAAUUAUCGAAACUCUCAGUCCUUUAAUAACAGCAAUGAAGAGCUUCCAUACCCUGAAUAUGUGUCCGUUUCGUUAUUUUGUAUGAAACAGACAUCACCUCCAAGAAACUGGUGCUUAACUAUGAUCUCCAAUCCAUGGUUUGAGCGAAUCUCAAUGAUAGCAAUUUUGCUCAAUUGUGUGACACUUGGUAUGUAUCAGCCCUGUAAUGACGAAUAUUGUACGACAUCUCGCUGUAAGGCAUUACAAGUGUUUGAUGACAUCAUAUUUGCAUUCUUUACCAUUGAAAUGAUCAUUAAAAUGACUGCAAUGGGAAUCACUGGAUCUAAAGGCGCUUAUCUAUCGGACACAUGGAAUAGACUCGACUGUUUUAUUGUGGUGGCCGGUGCACUGGAGUACUGUCUAGACGUGGGAAACAUGAAUUUAUCAGCGAUACGAACCGUAAGAGUUUUAAGACCAUUGCGUGCCAUCAAUAGGAUUCCGAGUAUGCGGAUUUUGGUUAUGUUAUUACUGGACACAUUGCCGAUGUUAGGAAAUGUGCUUAUGUUGUGUUUCUUCGUGUUCUUCAUAUUUGGUAUAAUCGGUGUACAGCUAUGGGCCGGACUAUUACGCCAGAGAUGUCAUCUCGUAUUACCCACUAAUGUCUCACUCCCGAGGUACGAUAUCUCGCAGAUAUACGUUGAAAGAGUCAAAGUUUUACAUCCAAUUGCCUCCUAUUACCAAAACCCAGACGCGGACAAGGAUUACAUAUGCAGUGCUGAUAAAGACAAUGGUAUGCAUCGGUGCGUGGAUUUGCUUCCAUCGAGAUAUUAUCAUUUAAAAUGCAGUGAUAGAGCCCAACAAUUUAGUGGUAAUGAACCAAAUGAUACUAAUUGUGUCAAUUGGAACCAAUACUAUACGGAAUGUAAGGCCGGAGAUAAAAAUCCCUUUCAGGACGCCAUCUCCUUUGAUAACGUGGGUAUGGCGUGGACUACAAUCUUCCUGGUUAUCAGUCUUGAGGGAUGGUCUGACAUCAUGUACUACGUUCAGGACGCCCACUCUUUCUGGGACUGGAUCUACUUUGUCUUACUAAUUGUGAUCGGUUCCUUCUUUAUGAUUAACUUAUGUUUGGUUGUGAUUGCGACACAAUUUUCUGAGACCAAGAAGCGUGAAAUGGAGAGAAUGAGACAGGAGAGGGCCAGGUGCCAUUCCCAGAGCACCCUGGCCAGUUACAGUGCAUCCGAGCCAAACAAUUGUUAUGCAGCUUUAAUCAAAUAUUUAGCACAUUUAUGGCGAAAGUCGAGGAGAACAACAAUUAGAUGGUAUCGACAGCGACGGAAAACCAAAGAGUUGUCGUCCACUAUAGACAUGUCCACUGCCUUCAACCCACUUAACCCUAUGAAUGAAGUCUCUCAUGCAAUAGCAUUGGGCUCUAAACGACUGCACAAGAGAUCGUCUAAAAAGACAAAACGAAAAUAUAAGGGACCAAAAACAAAGCGUUGUGAUAAAACCUGUGCUAAACUCAUCUCUCAUUCACCUCAGACCACAUCUGCUCGUAUAACUAAAUGUGUAAUCAGUGAAGCAUCGGUAUUGCCGGCACCGGCACCCCGAGCCAGUCCAGAAAUAUCUGACAUUGACGUCAAUUAUUCUCCAGCGAAGAAUAAUGAGGUCAAUGCAGAACUCACUUCAACUGCCAUUAAAGACAAGACAAACAAAGGUCUGAAUAAGUCUUCCAUUAAGUAUUGUUUGAAUAGAGAGGAGAUUAGAGACAAUUCACUCGCUCAUCAAAACUAUAUUCAAACCAUUGAUUGUGUAAAAAGUAAUGAAAUGAGUGAUAACCAGACAUUGAAGACCUUUCACUUGAGUGCAUCCAAAUCUGGUCGUCAUUGUUCUGCACCAACUCUACUGUUUCUUAGGCCAACUCCGAGUCCAACAUUUGUUACAUUAAAAGGCGAACUUCAAAGCAUUACAGAAACAGUGACCUCACAAAGUGAUACAAACCAAUGGAGUAAAUCUGAAGGUUCGUGGGAUGACGACAUUGAUGACCAAAAUGAUAGCCAACUUAAAGACAGAUCCCGAUGUGUCCGAUUCUGGAGUGCUGUUCAAUCGGUGCUCAAGAUUAUAGUUAAUCACAAUUACUUUAAAAGAGCUAUAUUUUUAUCUAUACUAUUCAAUACAAUUUGUAUGGGAAUUGAAUAUCACAAUCAACCGGAAAGCCUCACACAAACCGUCGAAAUAAGUAAUGUUAUAUUUACCGCUAUAUUUGGUUUUGAAAUGGUUCUCAAACUGUCUGCCGAUGGCUUUUAUAACUAUAUCUCUUCGGGUUUUAAUGUAUUUGACGGCAGUAUUGUACUUCUUAGUUUACUGGAAUUGCUUGAAGAACACGGCAGUGGGCUAUCAGUGCUCAGAAGUUUUAGAUUAUUACGGAUCUUGAAAUUGGUUCGCUUUAUGCCAGCCCUCAGACGACAAUUAGUAAUAAUGUUAAGAACUAUAGACAACGUCGCCGUCUUUUUUGCACUUCUUUUACUUUUUAUAUUCAUCUUUAGUAUUCUGGGUAUGAAUUUGUUUGGCUGUAAAUUUUGCCGAAAAACACCGGAAAAUACGAUACAAUGCGAUCGCAAGAAUUUUGAUUCACUAUUAUGGGCUCUCGUAACCGUUUUUCAGAUUUUAACUCAAGAGGACUGGAAUGUGGUGUUAUUCAAUGGUAUGGAGAGGACAUCUCCAUACGCGGCCCUAUAUUUUGUAGCGCUUAUGACUUUUGGUAAUUAUGUUUUAUUUAAUCUGUUGGUCGCAAUUCUCGUCGAAGGAUUCUCUCAUACGGAUGAGAGGAAAGAAUCGGAAACCGAUGAGGAUUCACAAGAAGGCGAAGUCAAACGGGAAAAAUUAAUUUAUUUUUAUGGACCACAAGAUAAUCUCGAAAGAGAAAUGCAACUUUUAUCAAAUUUAUCUAACACUGGAUACGAAAUGUCAACCAACACAUCAAUAAAGGCUCAAAAUCAUGAUAAUAAUAAUAAAGAUGUGUUACUAGGAAUACCUCCAUUGAUAACCCAUACGGCGGCCACACCACAGGGUUCACCCAAUGCAACACUUGAACCCAACCGAUCAUUUCAAUUGAGUCCACUUUCUCUUCAAAUUCAAGCGGCAUCUCUUUGCUCAAUAAAUCAGUCAUUUGACGACACGAGUUUGUGUUCAGCCAACAAUGCAAUCGCUUCACUAUCAGUGCCGUCAAGUCAUUUGUUGCCAUCUAAUCUUCAGCGAAGAAGAAGUUCGUGCAACAGCUCUAUUAAUAUCGAUUCAUUAAACUCUAUACAAGACAGUCUUCGCAGUUCUUGUAUCAGUACCGACAACAAAGGCAAUGUCUUACGCAUUCAAAGACACGGAAGUAAUAUCAGUCGGAAGUCUUCGAAGAAAAAGAAAAAGUUAGACAAACAAACUCUGGUUGACGACAAUAACUCGAGUGAUAGCGAUAAUGAUGUGUUUGAUAAAAGAUAUGCUCUGCAUGAGAGCACCACUGAAGUCGAUGUCAACAAUCAAUGCAAUGGUGAUGUCUCUGUGCUUAUCAACGAUAACAACAAACGGUGUUCAAUAACAUCGACAAAGGAGUCAGUGACCAAUAGACACAACUCUGUCGGAUGUAAUUCCACUCUUAGUCCAGACGAUUCAAUUAAAAGUUUUAUGUCAAUCGAGAGGAAAAACAGCUUAAUCCAUGAGAUCCGAGUGCUGAGUCCCCGGAACUCAUUGACGGGUGUUUUCUACUCAUCCAGUGUUAUCAGUGUAAAGAAUCCAUCGAUGAACUCGUCAUUCAAAUUGGAUGAAAUUCCUGUUACUUUAGCCGAAUCAUUCAAAGACGACGCCCUAUUAGGUGCUCCCUAUCAAGCAAUAAGUGAUGCAAAUACUUGUGAUCCAUAUCUUAUGCAAAAUUCUUCGCGAAAAUUUUGUGUAUAUUUUGAUUGGACUGAAUGGAUGUCUCAACGAGAAGAAUAUUCUUUAUUUAUUUUUCCAAUUGAUAACAAAUAUAGACAACAAUGCAUUGCAAUUGCAGACAAUACUUAUUUUGAUUAUGUGGUCCUAUUGUUUAUAUCAUUAAAUUGUAUAACAUUAGCAAUGGAGAGACCAAAGAUCCCUCCGUGGAGUGCGGAGAGAGAGUUCUUAGGUAUCGCUAACUAUGCAUUUACAGCCAUAUUUGCAUUGGAAAUGAUGAUCAAAGUGGCCGCGAAAGGUCUCUAUUAUGGAAAGGAUGCCUACUUUAAGAACGGCUGGAAUAUAAUGGACGGUAUUUUAGUUGGAGUUUCGCUCUUUGAUAUCGUCCUCUCAUUCUUUGCGCAAAAGACGCCCAGAAUUUUGGGAAUUCUUAGAGUAUUUCGUUUACUCCGAUCGUUACGACCCUUGAGAGUUAUCAACCGAGCACCUGGUCUUAAAUUAGUUGUUCAAACUCUGCUCUCAUCUCUACGACCCAUAGGAAACAUAGUAUUGAUUUGCUGUACAUUUUUCAUUAUUUUUGGUAUAUUAGGAGUUCAGCUUUUUAAAGGCAGCCUAUAUUAUUGUGAGGGACCGAAAGCAAAAAAUGUUAGAAAUAAAACAGAAUGUAUGUCUGAUCCCAGAAAUCGAUGGAUUAAUAGAAAAUAUAACUUUGAUAACUUAGGACAGGCUUUGAUGUCAUUGUUUGUGUUGUCAUCAAAGGAUGGAUGGGUUAAUAUAAUGUAUACGGGUUUGGAUGCGGUGGGUGUGGAUCAGCAGCCGAUUGAGAACUACAAUGAAUGGCGAUUACUAUAUUUCAUAUCAUUUCUUCUUUUGGUUGCUUUCUUUGUGCUCAAUAUGUUUGUCGGUGUCGUCGUCGAGAACUUUCAUCGAUGUCGUGAAGAACAAGAAAAAGAAGAGAAAGCCUUUAGAGCCGCUAAAAGAGCCCGAAAAUUGGAAAAGAGAAGAAAAAAAAUGCGAGAACCGCCAUAUUUUAUUGGAUAUGGAAACUACCGAUUGUUUGUCCAUAAGAUAGUCACCGGAAAGUACUUUGAUUUGAUAAUAGCAGCUGUUAUUGGUCUCAAUGUGAUUACUAUGUCAUUAGAGCACUAUUUCAUGCCUGUUGGAUUGGUUUAUACGCUAAAAAUCUUUAACUUUGUAUUUACUGGCGUUUUCGUGAUCGAAGCCAUUAUGAAAGCCAUGGCAUUGGGUGUUAGGCGUUACUUAAAAGACAAAUGGAAUCAAUUGGAUGUGAUUAUAGUGAUGCUCUCCAUUCUUGGUAUUAUUCUCGAAGAAAUGGAGUCGACUUUGAUUCCAAUAAAUCCGACAAUAAUUCGUGUAAUGAGAGUCAUGAGAAUCGCCAGAGUAUUAAAGUUAUUAAAGAUGGCAAAAGGCAUCCGUCAACUGUUGGAUACUGUUAUGCAAGCCUUACCUCAAGUCGGAAAUCUUGGAUUACUUUUCUUUUUGCUUUUCUUUAUAUUCUCUGCGUUGGGAACCGAACUCUUUGGACGAUUAGAGUGUGAUGAAGAUAAUCCAUGUCAAGGUUUGGGUGAGCAUGCUCAUUUUCAAAACUUUGGGAUGGCUUUCCUUACGUUAUUCCGUGUGGCCACUGGUGACAACUGGAACGGUAUUAUGAAAGACACACUGAGAGACAAAUGCGAUCCAACAGAAGAUUGUUUAAUCAAUUGUUGUAUUUCACCGAUCAUUGCUCCGCUAUAUUUUGUCGUCUUCGUACUGAUGGCUCAAUUUGUUUUAGUUAAUGUUGUAAUUGCUGUCUUAAUGAAACACUUGGAAGAGUCGCAUACACACGACGACGACGAUGAAGACGAAGAAAUAGAUUUAGAAAUUGCAAAAGAAAUGGAAGCAGAGAAGAAAGCUAUUAAAGAUGCCAUCGAUCGACAGCAAAGAGAGAGAAAACUUAACAUUAGGCGCCCUCUCAUGAAAAUGGCUUCACUUCCCAAUAAUUUUGUCUUUACCUGCGAGACCAUCGAUUUGGACAACAAUUAUCAACAUAAUAACAAUCCCAUGAUUUCAAUUAGUAGAAGCAGUGAAGCGAAUAGUGAGUCCUAUAACCAGAAUAGAACUCCUGUGAUAACCAUUGAAGAUGAUGGUCAAGAACUGGUCGCCAAUAUAUCAGAAGUUAGUUCUGAUUUAUUGAUACCCAAACAUGUUUACAGAAAAUUCAGUGACUUUAUGGACGAAGAGUCGGCUACAUUAACCCAUUGUCUACAGCCCUCGUACCCGGAAUUUGCCAAAGACUCAGAUCAACAAAGUCUUGAUUCUGUGACCUGGAGUGCGGACGACUCGCUAUCCAGUAAAUCAUCACUUAAUUGA
Messenger RNA from Oppia nitens, 6585 nucleotides. It is a transcript of the gene Ca-alpha1T, whose product is annotated as voltage-dependent T-type calcium channel subunit alpha-1H-like. Gene Ontology annotation, biological process: membrane depolarization during action potential; calcium ion transmembrane transport; neuronal action potential. Gene Ontology annotation, molecular function: low voltage-gated calcium channel activity; voltage-gated sodium channel activity. Bases 46 to 6585 code for a protein of 2179 amino acids. The transcript is spliced from 27 exons. Gene Ontology annotation, cellular component: voltage-gated calcium channel complex; plasma membrane; neuron projection. The record is from RefSeq and is a predicted model, not a curated record. Lineage: Eukaryota; Metazoa; Arthropoda; Arachnida; Sarcoptiformes; Oppiidae.